Messenger RNA from Saccoglossus kowalevskii, 753 nucleotides. RefSeq names its product solute carrier family 35 member G1-like. Lineage: Eukaryota; Metazoa; Hemichordata; Enteropneusta; Harrimaniidae. The record is from RefSeq and is a predicted model, not a curated record.
AUGGAACCAAAUGGCAAUACUGAGCAUCAUGUCACUGAAGACUUCACUCAAGCGUAUAAUGUAUUCGAUCUACACACCGUAGCUGACAAACAGGAUGAUGUACCAAUCAAUGAGAGUCGAGCACUGCACACAAAACACUACUGGAAAGCAUUCUUAGGAAUUACAAUGGGAUUACUGGCAGGUGUACGUCUAGGUAUCUCUGAUAUAUUCGCUCUGUUAUGUGUAAAGAUUGGUUAUUCACCAUCACAGGUUAUACUUGUCAAAUCAUUGAUGAUGAUGGCAAUAACUAUCCCGUUGCUUGUCUACAAGAAAAUUAAUAUUCUGAAACUCAAACGGAAAGACACUAUUUUGAACAUUGUGAAAAGUGUUAGUGAGAACGGAGCAGACGUAGUCUUCUAUUACGCCAUGGAUGGGAUUGGAAUGGGAGAUGCAACCUCAUUAGCAGCAGGUACAUUACCAAUAUUUGCACCUGUGUUUGCCUGCAUAUUCAUACAAGAGAAGUAUAAACCCCGUGACUGUAUUGGUAUUGCCAUAAAUGUUGCUGGUAUCAUAUUAAUAUCACGACCUGAAUUCAUAUUUGGUACAGCUGCCGCUUCCUCGGAUCUUGGUUAUAUGUAUGCUGUAGCAGCAGGUCUCUUUAUAUCCAUCGGUGCUGUAUGUGCUAGAACGAUGUCUGAUGAUCUUUCCCUAAUAGUUGUAAUUUUCUAUAAUGGGUUAUUUGUUUAUGUUGAUAUUAGUGUACCCUACAAGUAG